Vicugna pacos (alpaca) is the source of this 552-nucleotide messenger RNA. It is a transcript of the gene INSL5, whose product is annotated as insulin like 5. Gene Ontology annotation, biological process: positive regulation of feeding behavior. Gene Ontology annotation, molecular function: G protein-coupled receptor binding; hormone activity. NCBI's taxonomy places the organism in Eukaryota, Metazoa, Chordata, Mammalia, Artiodactyla, Camelidae. Gene Ontology annotation, cellular component: extracellular region. The record is from RefSeq and is a predicted model, not a curated record.
AUGAGGGGUUUCAUUUUUACUUUAUUUCUCUUCUCUGUCCUGCUUGCCAUCUCAGAGGCGAGGGGUGAAGAGUCAAUGAAGCUCUGCGGGCUUGAAUACGUAAGGACAGUCAUCUACAUCUGUGCCAGCUCCAGAUGGAGAAGGCAUCGGGCCCCCCCGCAAGUUCAGCAAGCUGAGAGAGGAGACCACUUGCAGCUGCCAAGGGAACAUGAGAUUUCUGAGGGACGCAUAGUGCAAAACGUUCCGAAGAUGGAUUCCUUGGGGAUGGAAGGUCUUCAGGGCGGACAGCUGCCCAUGGAAGGGCUCUGGAGGUCAAAGAAGCACUCGGUGAUGCCAAGACAAGACUUACAAAUGUUGUGCUGCACUGAAGGCUGUUCCAUGUCUGAUCUGAGUGCGCUUUGUUAGGACAAGUGCAGGUUCCCAUGUGCAGCAGAACUUCAGCACGUGUUUAAGCACACUGUUUCACUUCCCAGGAAAAUGCCUCCCUGUGUCACUAAACUCAUGGCUCUUGGAUAGGCAGUUCUUUCCUAAAAGUGGUGGAUGAAUGGCAAA